GCAAAUCCAGGCCAACAGGCCAGCCGGCAGCCCAGGCUGCACUGUGUGUGAGAGAGAGAGUGAGAGAGAUGGGGUGAAGAGUAGGAGCAGAUGUUCUCUGGGUAGGAAAGGGUUAAGUACUCCUGGCCCUCCCAGGCUGCUGUCCAUCUCUCCUGAACUUUGCCCUCCCCUCCUCCUGGACACUGCAGCCAGCACUGCCUGCCAUGGCUCGCCUCAGCCCCUCACAGCUAGAGAAGUUCCAGAAAGAUGGGUUCCUGGUACUCGAAGACUUCCUGUCUGCAGAAGAAUGCACGGCUCUGCGGCAGCAGAUUGGCCAGAUAGUGGCCCAGAUGGACGUCCCACUCCACUGCCGCACGGAAUUUUCCACUCAGGAAGAGGAGCAGCUUCGAGUCCAGGGUGACAAGGACUACUUCCUAAGCAGCGGAGACAAGAUUCGAUUCUUCUUUGAGAAACAUGUCUUUGAUGAGAAAGGGAAGUUCCUGGUCCCUCCGGAGAAGGCCAUCAACAAAAUUGGCCAUGCUCUGCAUGCCCACGACCCGGUCUUCAAGAGCGUCACACACUCCCCCAAGGUGCAGGCUGUGGCCAGAAGCCUGGGCCUCCGGAAGCCGGUGGUGGUGCAGAGCAUGUACAUCUUUAAGCAGCCUCACCUGGGCGGUGAAGUCACCCCCCACCAGGAUGCCUCCUUCCUGUACACGGAACCUCUGGGCCGGGUGCUGGGCUUGUGGCUGGCGCUGGAGGAUGCCACCCUGGAGAAUGGCUGCCUGUGGUUCAUCCCAGGUUCACACACUGGAGGCGUGUCUAGGAGGAUGGUGCGGGCUCCCACAGGUACCAAGUUCCUUGGGUCGGAGCCUGAGUGGGACGAGAGUUUGUUUGUACCCACGCCAGUGUGCAAAGGGGCUCUGGUCUUGAUCCAUGGCGAGGUGGUGCAUAAGAGUGAGCAAAACUUCUCUGAGCGCUCGCGCCAGGCCUACACCAUCCACCUCAUGGAGGCCUCAGGCACCCUCUGGAGCGCCGAGAACUGGCUGCAGCCAACAGCUGAGCUGCCCUUCCCCCCACUGUACACCUAAGGGCCCUUGAAGCUGGGGCCUGCCCCUCGUGAGCAAAGCUAUGGGCUGUGACAACAGCACCUGCUCCGACCUUGACCUCCCCCCUUCGACCCUGACCUCCCUCGCCCUGGGACUGUCUCUGAGCCAUCUGAGCCCUGCGGACUCCAAGGGAGAUGAAGCUUCCUCUCUCCCGGGAGGUCUUUUCCCCCUUCCUCCCGAUACACCCUCCCCCUCGAAGGAAGA
Molecule: messenger RNA, 1289 nt
Organism: Ochotona curzoniae (black-lipped pika)
Lineage: Eukaryota; Metazoa; Chordata; Mammalia; Lagomorpha; Ochotonidae
Gene: PHYHD1
Product: phytanoyl-CoA dioxygenase domain containing 1
Exons: 11
Coding region: 204-1067 (287 amino acids)
Source: RefSeq, a predicted model, not a curated record